AUGGAGCAGCCUGACAUCGAGAGCGCCCCUCCCGUGAGAGUCUUGACUCCGCUGGACUGCAGCGACUGGAAGCUCCGGGAAGAGAAGCAACGGCGGCUGUGUAUUGAGAAGAUCCAGCAAUUUGAAGUGUGGCGAGAGGAGCAGCAGCAGAAGCGCGACAGCCUCGACGUGCAGAGGCGGGAGCGACUCAAAGAAGCUCAAAAUGCCAAAGAGGAGGCGGCCGCCAAGCGCUCCCUUCAGGCCAUGAUGCAGCGCCGGCUGCGGCAACUGGAGGCCGCGCAGCGCGCCGACGCGCGCCGCGCGGCGCUGCAGCAGCGCGAGGAGCUCCGGGAGCGACGCCUCGAGCGGCGGUCGACGCAGCUGGCGAAGCUCUCAUCCUUGAAGUCCAUCAAUCGCUCCAUGGACAUCGAGCGCCAGCGCCGCAAGGAGUUGGCGGCUCGCGAGCUGCAGGAGGAGCAUUUGAGGCGCAAGGCAGAGCGUGCAGAGGCUUUGGCGUUCGAGAGGCAGAGGCUUUGGAAGGUCCGGCAACAGGAGCGGCAGGAGACCAAAGCAAGCUGUGAAGCGCUGAAGGAGGAGUUAUUGCGACUGCGGGCUCGAAACCCCACCCAGAGGGCACAAAGUGCGCCGGCCUUGCGAGCUGCGCGUGGCGUGGAGGAGCUCGCGUUGCGCGAGUGCUUGCCCCGCGCGUUGAAGCGGUGCUGCGGCUACCGAUCCGUCUUGGCCAAGACGGAUGCUGAGCUACCCGAGCUGCCCCGGAGGGUCUUCGGCUUCGAGGCCACCAUCGUGGAAAAAGACAUGGAAUCGCUGCUUCCCAAACUGCAUGAGCACUUGAAGUCUUGGGAUGCCUACAACGGCACGCCGGUCUUUGUGUACUUCUACGGCGGCGAGGCGCACCCGCCCUACUACGCCAGCCGCGUGGAGCCGCACGAGCGCGGCUGGGCACCGGACCCACUGAUGGACGUGUUCCUGGCGCUGCACCGGCGGACGGAUCAGGUGGCACGCGAACUGGCUGAGAUUUGGCCACCAAGACCCCGCGUUGAUGGCAAGUGGAAGAAGGAGCACGGCUUAGCUUUCUACCUCGGCGAUCACGGGGAGCAGCUCACUGGCCACGACCCCCCGCCACAUGGGAACUUGGUCUCGCCCGACGUCUCACGCACCUUGCUGGCGCUGGAGGCACGUGCAUGGAAGACCAAGAGCCAUUCCGGUGGUUUGGUGCGGAUGGCUGAUGUGUAUGCCACCGUGGCGCAGGUGGUUGGCAUGGAGAUGAAUGGGCCUCUCUUUUUGGGGCGGAACCUGCUGAGUGCAGCCAACUCAUCACAGCAUGCUGCGAUCUCUUCGUUUUCUUUCUACCGCCCAGGAGACCUGGCUGCCGUGCACUUUGUGGCCGAUGGUGCGCUUUGUAGCACAGAGUUCCAACGCCGCAACACAGGGUGGUCGCUGCUGCAGGUGGACGCGCUGCAAGAGCCCUUCGGCUCGGGGAAGAGCUUCUCAAGGACGAUGGAGGGGCUGGACAGUUGCCAACGCGAUGCGAUGUCACAGCUGCGUUGGGCCUUAGCACGGCGGCAGCAGACCAACGCCCUCCUGACGGAGUCGAACGUCCACGCAGCAUGGUUGAUGGCCAGCAUGAGAGCCGCUGCUUUGAAAGCCCAGGCGAUGGCCGUUUGGGUGGCAAAGUCCAUGUUGCGGCCCUUCCUCCCAGGGCCGUCCAUGGCACAAGCGGAGCUCAACUGCAGUGAGCCGAACUGGACGUGGAUCCCUGGAUGGGAGUCGUGA
Messenger RNA from Durusdinium trenchii, 1773 nucleotides. The record is from the annotation of a GenBank genome assembly. Lineage: Eukaryota; Dinophyceae; Suessiales; Symbiodiniaceae.